Rotaria socialis is the source of this 843-nucleotide messenger RNA. The record is from the annotation of a GenBank genome assembly. NCBI's taxonomy places the organism in Eukaryota, Metazoa, Rotifera, Eurotatoria, Philodinida, Philodinidae.
AUGGAUUUAAGCGUUCAACAGGAAGCUAAUUUAAAAGCAAAUCGUAGUGACAAGACCGCAUUUGUAUCGAGAAAAAGUCAGUGUCUUCUUUCUAUCUUCGACGUUGAUCGUCUAUCCAACACACGAGCUAGUCUCAAGCUUCAACAAUUAUUAGUUAAAUUCAUGUCUCCAUUAGCAAGUUUAAUACUUGUCCUUCUAUCAAUUAAUUGUGUAGCUUCAUACAAUCUUCGUCGCUCACAAAAUGAUCAUAUGUGUACAAUGAUGGGUAGUAUAUUGUGUAUGAAAGAGGAGUUAACCAUCAUCGAAACAGUCAGCCAAGCUAUCUCACGCCAAGCAAGUGAAAUAAUAAAAAUUAUUGAAGAACCAAUCACAGCGAUUGGUACACUUCAUGACAACGUUGAGAGAGAAUUGAAUAAUACACAAAUGAACGUACCAAAAGCCGAAUAUCAUAUGAAGUUUAGUCAACACAGUAACAUUGAUAAAGAAUUUUUAACCAAUCUUUUCUUGGAAGCACACAAUGCUAUGAUUUUCUUUUAUAAUUCAAUAGAAGAUUUGUUAAGAAUAGACGUUCCAUAUACAGCAGCGGUUGAUAAACUAUUUAAACGAAUAAAUUAUGAUUUAAGAGAAGAAAUGAUUUGUCGAUAUCGACGUGCACUUUAUGUUUUCUCUCAAAAAUGGAAGUCAGCUAAUGAAAUUGAGCGCAUGAAUUUUACGAAACAUGAACAUGAACGUGCUAAAUCCAUGACUCAUCAUGUUCAUUCCAUCGUUAUUCUUCGACGUUUAAAGGAAUGGGUUGCAUUAAUCAGUUAUGUUAUUGUUAAUCUCAGCAAUAAAAUUAAUUAG